Iphiclides podalirius (scarce swallowtail) is the source of this 3780-nucleotide messenger RNA. NCBI's taxonomy places the organism in Eukaryota, Metazoa, Arthropoda, Insecta, Lepidoptera, Papilionidae. The record is from the annotation of a GenBank genome assembly.
AUGGAGGCCCGAUUCCGACAGAUAGCGAUACUCCAGCGGGGCGGGAGCGACAGCCGUGACCCAAUUAAGCGGAUACAAUGGGCGACGCAUACGGCCGGGUGCAUCCACAAUGCGCCGGCCUCGCGGCCGCGUCGCGCUGCGUUGCCCACCGGACAAGGGCGCGGCCGCGCUUGCACGCGCCACGUGUCUCUCAACCCGCCGCUUUUGCUCAUAUGCGCUCACUUCCGUCAAUCCGAUACCAAUCUGACUUCAAGACGGAUAUUUAUAGUUUUCAAAUUAAGCGAUCAUGGCGCCAUCAAGCGGCGACCACGUGUACUUAUGCGAUACGUGUCGAAGUCACCUGAACGGGAAUUACUGGAAACUAAUAAUUUUAGCUACUUGGCCGAACCAGGGGAUGUAAUAGCUACGACAAAAGAAGAAGAGUGGGUGACAAAGAAAACAAGCGAGGUGACAACUACACGACAAAUAGCCACUAGGGUUAAGCGUGAACUGGUGCUAGAAGAUGGGCGAAUCCUCAGUGACACCGGACCAAAGAUAUCUACUUCUGUCAAUGAGGAUACGCACACGACCAACUUUCAACAAACUGAGCAUCGCGUGCCUGAUGGUCAGAACGGUGAAGAAAAUGAAAAAGAAACUGCUGGGGCGCAAAUCGAAGAUGCGGACGAACCAACAGCUACAGCUGAGAUUGAUUUGGGCGGGGAGGUAGCGCCUGCGGGAGGGAAGGUGCUGGUCUCGUCCCGUGUGGUCGCCAACCCUGACGGGAAGGUGCGGGAGAGCCACGACUUGAAGGUCCUCACGAGGAACGUGACAGAGCGCGUGCGGGAGACGGAGCAGCGCUUCCAUCACGGCGACACAACGCACGACGCUCUCAUAACAGCUGUAAACGAGACGCCCGAAGAGGAUAUCCGAGAUGCUCUGAAGGUGCAGACGGAACAUCAGCUUGCGCUGAUGCCCCGGGGUCCUGAACUUAUCAAGGAUACUGUAGCUUACAACACAACUAUAAAGACUGACGACACGAAAGAACUGCGAGCGUUACGGGCUGAUGGAACGAUUGUGACAGAGACAAGUCACACGAAGGAAGAAGAACGGCUUUGUGACGAGGAAUUGCCCAACGAAGAGGCUCGUUCGGUAGCGAGCAACGAGAGCAUAGUGAAGGAGACCGGUGGAACCGAGCGUCGCAAGCGCGUGGAUUUGGAGAGGACGACGGAUCUGAUGGCGGGUGGACUGCGCCUAGCCACGCAACUGCACUCACGCACCCGCACCGAAGAAGUUGAAAGGGAGGGACAACCAAACAUGGACGAUGAUUGGGACAGCUUAUCCGUAAGAAUGCGACGACAGCGCCGCCUCAGACUUAGUGAACACGACAAGGACUACGCGAAGCGGCCCUUGGACUUCGACAUCGAAGAGGAGACGCGCAAGAAGGAGACCUCCAAGUGGCUGGAGAGCCAUUUCGGCAGCGACUCGCGUUCCUCGCACGAUUCGAUAGCGGAGGAGAUCGCGCGGAGGCCGGAGCCCGCGUACUACGCGAAGAACAAGAGCGCCGAUGACGAGGGCUACUACGGGAAGACGUCGCCGCCAGCCCCUCCGCCGGCCGUGUACGCCGACAGAGCGCUGAGGAAGACGAAGUCGUCGACGCCGUCCGACGAGCGGCAGACGGCGCCCCUCAACCGGACGGGCGGCUACUUCAAAGGGGUGGCCGACUGGUCGCAGCGGCGGGCGACUAAGCCCAGGAUGCCUGAGCCGCGCAGCUCGUCGCCAUCGCCGCCGGCGGCGCACUCCCCCUACGCGAGCGACGACCGCUUGGACGGCUCCUCACCGCGUCACGUGUACGGCAAGCGCGACUCGCCCCAGGGCAGGUCGUCGCCGAUCGGCCGCCGUCAUCCGCCCUCGCGCGACGACUCCGCCUACGUGUCCUCGUCCACCAUGCACAGCCCGCCGCGCGGCUCGCCGUUCCGGCCGCUCGAGGCCGAACGCAACCGCGAGCCGUCCGUGGACGACGACUACCGGCACCCCGUGGCGCCCGAGCGCAAGCGGCACCCGAAGCGCGCGCCCGACGAGCACCGCUACGACAGCGGCUACCGGAGCUCGUCGCGCAACGGCCAUUCGGGCCGCUCGCGGGACAGCCGCGAGGAGGUGGCCGCAGAGCCCCCGCCUGACUACUCGCCGCCGCGCGAGCGCCGCGGCAGCUCCGACAGGGAGCGGACGCCGCCUCGACGCCGGGAGCGUGACGAGCGCAAGCAGCAUCAGAAGACACGCUUCGCGGAGGCGGAGGCGCGCCGCCGGCCGUCCCCGGCGCGCAAGUCCGUCGGCACGGCCAUCGGCAACUCGAUCAGGAAGCUGGUGGGCAAGAUUCGCUCGGCGUCGGCCGAGAGGCGCACCCGGUGGCGGAGCUCGCGCACGCCGUCGCCCGAGCACUCGUCCCGGACGUACCGGCAGUACGGCGGCGAGCUGGCGCCCCCCGUCGCGCCCCCGCACCGCUACUACCUCGGGGAGGACCCCUUCGCGCCCAGCAUCUACGGCCGCGAGCACAAGUACGAGGGCAGUCCGAGACGGAACGUUGCCAACGACGCCCGCGACCAUCGCGACAGGGGUCAGUUCUCGAGCACACUCGGCCGAUUCAGCCAUUCGACGAGCCGCCUGAACCCGAACAACGAACCGGAGGAGGAAUAUUCUAGAAGCGCGCAGACGUUGCCGCGCAAGCUGCACGAGCGCAAAGAGAGGGCCGAGAAGCCGGCCUCCAACAAGUACUGGCAGCGGCUCACGCCUAACAAGAGAUCGACGAGCGCCGUCAACGUAUCGAACAACAGCAGCUCAGCGCAGGAAGUGAAGAUCAACGGCUACCCACCGGGCCCGGCGAAACCGGCGCGCACCUACAAGGGCCUCAACCGCAGCAAGAGUUUCGCUAUGGGCGCACCCGAACAGGACGCCCGCCCGCGCUACGUCACCGGCAUGAGCCGCAACCACUCCACCAUGUACAAGUCCAACCCACACCUGAGCCGGCUCGACGAGACGCCCGAACAGCUCAAGAGCCCCGGCAUCGUGUCCAUCAUCAACAGGAGCCAGCGCGACCUCGCCGACGCCGUCUCCAGGGAGACGGAGCGCAGGCGCGACGGACUGUUCGGCGCGCGGUACGGCAAGACCGCGCCGUCGAGCAACGGCCACACAAACGGCCACGCCAAAAGCUACGAGGAGACCGAUAAGAAGAAAAUAUUCCUGAAAGGUCUCCGCGAGCGCGCGCCGGACCUCUAUCAGACGCUCCACGCGGAUGAAGAUUCGGACGGUAGCAGACUGUCGUCUAGAUACGGCACACCGUCGCCGCAUUACAAGGAUCGUCUGUCCGAGGAACGGAAAGCGCCGCUCUAUAAGAGCGAGUCUCUCAACAGGGAGGGCAGCCCGUUCGUGGCACGCUUGGAGACGAGGCUGAAAUCGCCCGCCAUCAGGACGGGUAGCAACAGCAGCGACAACUACUCGGAGACCUACAGGUACACGACGCGCUCGGGCGACCCCGAGCGGCCGAGCGUGACGGACACCGUCGAGACGGUCAGCAAGAAAAUCGUGCCCUCUAGGGACGGCCGUUCGAAAGAGAUAAUAGAGUCCAGGGAGGUGAACUCGGUGACGAAGAGCAGAGCCUACAAGGGUGAGCCAAUCGCCGCCGUUAAGUACUACGAGAACGGAGUGCGCCCACCGCCGGUAAGCUACGAAAUCAAAAAUGGAUCUGUCCCCCUGUACUCAGAGCGGAGGAGCAGCAACUACAAGGUCAUAGAAAAGAUCAGAGAUUAU